This is a messenger RNA of Exophiala aquamarina CBS 119918, 4260 nucleotides long. RefSeq names its product sister chromatid cohesion protein PDS5. NCBI's taxonomy places the organism in Eukaryota, Fungi, Ascomycota, Eurotiomycetes, Chaetothyriales, Herpotrichiellaceae. The record is from RefSeq and is a predicted model, not a curated record. Gene Ontology annotation, biological process: mitotic sister chromatid cohesion. The transcript has 2 exons. The coding region runs from base 1 to 4260 and encodes 1419 amino acids.
AUGCCGCCUCGGCGACGAGACUCUGUCGCGACUGCGAACGCUGCGCAGAAGGAACUUCGCUAUAACAUCCCUGGUCUGAGCUUCAGCGAUACUCUAACAUGGCGCGCUGGCAAGCCUAUAGCUGUCGCUGAUCUCUUGAACCGACUCCAAAAGCUGGGGAACGAAUUGCGCAAUUUUGAAGAUGAUCAGGUUGACUCGCGCAGCUUCACCACUCUCGCGCACGACCUGGCCAAUGCCAAUCUUCUGGGCCACAAAGACAAAGGUGUGAGGGCGUGGACCGUUGCAUGCAUUGUCGAUGUUCUAAGACUCUGCGCCCCCGAUGCGCCGUUCAUCGAGGGCCAACUCAAGGACAUAUUCACCGUCAUCAUCAACUCAAUACUUCCUGCGCUAGCCGAUCCUACAAACGCGUACAAUGCCCAGCAUGUCUACAUCCUACACUCGCUCGCAGAGUCACAGAGUAUUCUGCUUGUCACGGAUAUCCCCAACCACGAGAAUCUUAUCGUGUCUCUGUUCACCACUGCUUUUGAUAUUGUCUCUGGGUCAGGUAAUAAUGCCACUGGAGUGGAAGUCUCGAAGAGCGUGGAAUACCACUUGAAGAACCUGCUCGCAUCAGUUGUGGACGAGGUGACCUUGCCUCAGGAUGUGACUGAUAUUAUAAUCUCUCAAUUCAUGCGAGUUGACGCUCGAACCGGAGACAAACCUUCCAAUAAGACGAAGAGACGAGACACCCAGGACACCAAGCAAGCCACUCUCCUUCUUAAAGAGUAUCCUCCCGCUUACAACAUGGCAAAAUCUCUAUGCACAACGUGCCCCGACAAGAUGACUGCUCAUGUGACGCAGUAUUUCGGAACAGUCAUCGUUGAUGCGACCUCAACUAUUUCAUCAAAUGGCGCGGGGAAAGCAUCUCACCGAAGAAUCUCUGAUCUGGAGGAUUCUGAAGAUGACCAUGAAGGGUUAGCCGACUUGCGCAAAGCUCAUCGUCUCCUUCGGGAACUGUGGCGCGCAUGUCCAGACGUUUUGAUCAAUGUUGUGCCUCAGAUUGAGGCCGAAUUCUCUGCUGACUCUCCAAUGUUACGCCAACUUGCCACGGAAACAAUUGGUGACAUGACUGCUGGCAUUGGUAUUGCUGGACUUGUUCCACCAACACCUCUUGACCCAGCUGCUUAUCCUUUGCCCUCAAUCGAGCAACCCGACCCACCAUUUCAAACGACCAAUCCCCUAUUAAAUCCAGCGUCCCCCAAACCGUUUGCCACUGUCCAUGCUUCCGCGUAUCAAGUCUUCUAUGGCAGGCGACAAGAUAAAAUACCUACUGUUCGUACUGCAUGGGCAAUCGCCGCAUCUCGAAUUCUUCUCACAUCUGCAGGUGGUAUCGGGUUGAAUGACAAUGAGCUACAAGACCUGUUGUCGGGGUUUGCCCAUGCACUCCGUGACCAUGAGGAGCACGUCCGCCUGGCGGCCCUCCAAUCUAUGCAUGACUUUGGGUACCAAGCACUUAUCACCACAUUGGGCGCUGACGGAGGCCUUUCGAAGCCAAACACUGUUUUUUCGACCCUAGCUGAGCGAGUAACCGACAGAAAACAAAAUGUUCGGGAGGAGGCUAUCCAAAUUCUAGCCCAAAUUUGGGGUGUUGCUUCUCGCGAUGUCGAAAACGGCGUGGAGUUGGUAAAAUCAACAGUCGGCGAUUUUCCCAAUCGACUCCUUCGCGCGUAUUACACCAACGACAAACAUAUUCACGCCUUGAUUGAUAACGCAUUCCACGAGAGCCUCUUACCACUGUCAUUUCCGCCAAUCAAGGUCCAGAUUCCAAGAUCUGACAGCCGGAAACAAAAAGCUAAAGAUAAAGAAAACAGCUCACAGGAGGGACCAGUGUCUGAUCCCGACGCCAUCAGAGCUCGCCGCAUCCUCACUUUGGUACAAGGCCUGGAUUCUAAGUCAAGGCCCAUCUUUUUUCACCUCCAAAAUCUGCAAGCCCAGAUAAGCAAAGCCGUGGUCGUGUUUCUACAGAAAUGCGAGGAAUACAAUGGUGGAGUAGUCGAGGAAGGAACUUCUGAGGCCGCAGUCAAGAGCCAAUUAACUCGCCAGAUUGAAAACUUGUCCAGACCUUUUCCGGAUGCUGGAGAUGUUGCAGCGAAUCUUUGGCGAUUCGCAAAGCAACAUAAUAGGCGCUGGUAUCAAUUGAUAAGGUUUGCUACCGGACCUGAGAAUGACUAUCGCACUGUGACAAAAGCAAUCAAGGAGCUUCAAAAGCGUAUCCGGGAAAGUUCAUCGAGCUUACAUUCACUAUUGGACACAGUCAUGCCGCUUGUAUACAAGUGCAGCCUGCUUUUGUUCAAUAGAAGUCAUGUUCCAAGUAUCAUGGAAAUUUCUAGAAGUGAUGAAGCCGGAUUGGCCGAAGUCGCGCAUGAAGUUCUUCAAGAAAUCUCAGCCCGAAACCCAGAGGUCCUGAAAUAUCAUAUCCAGGCGCUUUGCAAGGAGCUCGAAGAUGAAGCUCCAACCAAUACAAAAUCCGAGGAUGCAGGCACUGCUAAUACGCUCAAGGCCUGUGCCGCUUUUGCUCGAAAGUACCCUGCUGAUGUUCCCAAAGAGCGCAAGUUCAUGACCUCAUUGACGAACUUUGCACUCUAUUCUCAAUCGCCGCGAGCCGCGAAGCAUGCUGUUUCUAUCCUCUUACGCGUGGCGGACAAGAAGGAAAUGUAUGCCAAAGACAUUCUCACAAAGGCACUCAAGGAUUGUAAAUCAAGCUCCAAUCAAUUCUUGGGCCGGCUGGCAUCUAUAUCACAAAUAUGUUUACUUGCACCCGGUACGGCGACUCCCCAGCAGGAUGCAAUCCACAAGCUUGCAGUCACGGAAAUUUUACUCAAGAACCGCUCUCACGACACCGAAGACAACGCGAACCCUUGGGAAGAAGUUGCUGACUCCGAGGCUAACUCGAAAACUUUGGCAUUAAAGAUCCUUGUCAACCUCGUGAGAUCUCAAGAUGAAAAGGCUCAAGAGAAUCAAUUUCAGCGAUUCGCAAAUGAGGCAUUCAAAUACCUACUAAAACUGAUAGGAGAUGAUGGAGAGGUGAGCACUUCAAAGAAUACGCCUCUAGCACAGAGGAAUCGCCUACGAUUGACAGCUGCUUGCUUUGUUCUGAAACUUUGUAGCCACAAAAGAAAAUGCGAAGAGUUGGUCAGUGCGGCAAUGUUCAACACCAUGGCAAUGAUCAUUAUCAAUCCACCAAACGCUGUACGUGCAAGAUUUGUUUAUCAGCUCAAAAAAUACCUCGGUCAUGGACGGCUAGCACAUAGGUGGUUUACGCCACUGUUUCUCCUGGCUUUCGAACCGGACAAUGACUUGAAGGCUUCGACCAUGACUUGGCUCAAAUCAAGAGUGCAAUAUUUCGCAAAGCAGCAACUACAGGCUAAGAAUGGUGACAAGAAGCCUCCGCCGAAUGUCAUGGAAUCCAUCUUUUCUCGCCUUUUGAGUCUAUUAGCUCAUCAUCCAGAUUAUCCGAGCAAAGAGGCGGAGGAUUUCGACGGAGAGUUACUGGACUUUUCCAGAUACAUCAUUUUCUACCUUGUGACCGUGGCUACUGAAGAUAACUUGUCGUUGAUCUUCCACGUUGGCCAAAGAGUAAAGGGCGCGAGAGAUGGUAUCGUCGGGAGUGAGGACGCAAGCGAGCGAUUAUAUGUGCUAAGCGAUCUGGCACAAACAGUGAUUCGAAAUUAUGCAGACCUUAUUCCGGCGCAUGCUAAGGGCACUAAUCUCCUGCAAACUUGGCCUGGUCAGGUCACUCUUCCUCGAAGCUUGUUCAAAGCAUUGCCAAGUCACGAGGUUGCGCAAGAAAUUGCUGAGAAAAAUUACCUGCCCGAGGAUGUUGCUAGCGGUCUAGAGAAACUGGUUAGAACAUAUACCAAACAGUUGAAGAAUCCUAAUCAGCCAGUGAAGAAAUCAGCCACCGUUGAGAAGAAGCGAAAGAGUGAGGUGUAUGAUCUCGAUGGCGAAGGCGAUGAGAAGCCAAAGCAAUCGAAGAAACCGAAGAAGGCCGCCCUAGCAAUCAGAAAGUCACCGAAGCAAGCACGUAAAAGUGUGGACAUUUCCAGUCCAGUCGAGCCCUCUCGGAAAAGCUCCCGGGUGUCCAAUGCGAUCAAGUACACUGAAGCGGAUACUGACGAGGAUGAUGCGGAGAUGGAGGAAAAUGAUCUUGGGAGCAGCAGUCCAACCUCGCGACGAAAGAGGGAGGCAACCGAGAUCGAAGACGCACAGGAGAAUGUGUAG